AUAUAUCGCAGAGCCGCAAAUUCCUUUCUCAGAUGCAUACAAGUAGUUAUAACAAAACUCACAACAAAACAUCACUCAACACAACUCAAAGUCAAAUCCAUUUUCUACUCCUACGAAACGGCGUCGUCUUCUUCGUCGUCCAUGGUGAAGCAGCAGCAGACCAUCGGGAAGCCCUCGGAACGAAACGACUUCAAGUACAAGGGAGUACGGAAGCGCAAGUGGGGCAAAUGGGUAUCCGAAAUCCGCCUACCCAACAGCCGCGAGCGAAUUUGGCUCGGCUCCUACGACUCGGCCGAGAAGGCGGCUCGAGCUUUCGACGCCGCGCUUUUCUGCCUGCGCGGCCGCACCGCCAAGUUUAAUUUCCCUGACAACCCGCCCAACAUUUCUGGCGGUCGGACGCUCAGCCCGGCGGAGAUCCAGGCCGAGGCGGCUAGGUUUGCGAAUUCGGAGCCUCCGACAACCCAGCAGCACUCGGAUCAAUCGAUGUCGGAGUUGCAGACGGAGUCUCAGUCUCAGUCUCCAUCCCCGUCGGUGUCGGAGGGGAGUGGAACGGUCCUGAUGGACAGUGAUUUUCAAGUGACUCAAAACGAUUCGUUUUCGGAUCUUUUUAGGACAUUCGGGUCGGGUAAUUACGCAACGGAAUACGGGUUGUUUCCGGGUUUUGAUGAGCUGAACGGACAGUUUUUCAGUCCAGCAACGACAGAGCCAACGGCAGCCGUUGAUUACUACGCGGAAGAGAACUUGGACGGCGUUAUACCGGCUCAGGAAUCUUUCCUCUGGAAUUUCUAAAAUUGGAAUUUCCAAAGACGUACACGUACAGAGUCUAAUUGAGAUAUAAAAAAAUUAAAAAAAUUAAAAAUUGAAUUUUUAAUUUUUAAUUUUUUUCAUACGGGUUGGAGCUCCGGAAAGUUUUAGUUUCUCGAAGCUUGAUUACGUAACCCUAUUAUGGAUGAACCAAUUUUUGUGGAUGCCAUCCUAGAUCCUAGAUUGCAUUUUGUUCAUGCAAUUGGUACAAACAACACAAUUGGACUCGUAUAGAUUUUUGAAACUAAAUGUAUUUAUUCUGUGCUUAAUUUAGUGGAAAUUUUAUUCAUUUA
This is a messenger RNA of Prunus avium (sweet cherry), 1097 nucleotides long. RefSeq names its product Integrase-type DNA-binding superfamily protein. NCBI's taxonomy places the organism in Eukaryota, Viridiplantae, Streptophyta, Magnoliopsida, Rosales, Rosaceae. Gene Ontology annotation, molecular function: DNA binding; DNA-binding transcription factor activity. Gene Ontology annotation, biological process: regulation of DNA-templated transcription. The record is from RefSeq and is a predicted model, not a curated record.